GUAGCGGAAAUAUCCACGCAGUUCCGUAUUGCAACGACUGUGACUAAAUGGUUUAAUGAAUUACACUUAAGUUUUUUCUAUUAUUUUCACCUAGCCAGCAGCGCAAUACAUAGUGCAUUUCGAUGUUCAGACACGUAUUGUGGAUUAGCUAGGAGAUCGGACGACGUAGAAUAAUGAUGAUGCGCGAAAGCGGAAGUUCAUUUGAGCAGAAUCCGUUGUCAACUAAAUUACCAUUACCAUCUGAUUCCGUUGUCAGCAAUAUUAAUGGAGGCCAGAUAGAUGACGAUAAAAUUCAGAAUUCAUCCGACGAAGAAAUAAUUCUUUCUAAACGAGAAAUUUUAUGUUUCCGAGUAAGUUUCCUCAAUGUGUUGCUUAUGGGAGUCGGAUUUAUGCUCAACCUCGGUGCUCUAAACACAGCAUGGAUGGCGCAGGCUGUUGUGUUAUACAGCGUCAACGACGAAUACUUCGAGGCUUCCACAACCUUUGGCUAUACCUUAUGGGCAAUAUCCUCAGGUGUUGCAUGCGUUGCCGUCUUGGUAGCUCCAUCAAUCGUUGCUCUGGUCGGCCCAAAAGUAACGUUAAUAACAGGUGGAAUAUGUACAACGCUGUAUGUGGCGGCAUUUAUUAGGCCCUUGAAAAGCACAAUGUACAUGGCGGCGGUUUUCGUGACACUGGGAAGUACGUUAAUGUGGCAAGUGCAAGGACAUUUUAUUACCGUCAAUUCCACCAACAAGCGAGUCUCCAGAAAUACCGGAAUUUUUCUAGCACUAUAUCAGUCAAGUUUAGUCCUUAGUAAUCUUUUCUACUUCUUCAUGUUAAACGGAGACGAAGUUAUUUCCCCGGCGAAGCGUAUUCAGAUUUUUUCGAUCCUGACUGCAGCAGCAACAAUCGGAGUGAUCGUACUCACUCUGUUGGUGCAUCCGUGGUUAGAAAAAAUACCGCGUCCACCUGCGGAAGUAUCGGUUGAUAAACAGGAAGCUGUACAAGCGCAACCCAGUCACCGCACUCCUGGAGAAGCUUUCUACGCUAUGCUUCAAGCAAUGCGACGGAAAGACAUUAUGAUCCUCAUACCAGUAUUCUUUUACCUUGGUAUUGAGGGAAGCUUCUGGAGCAUCUAUGCUACCGCUCUCGGCUACACGGAGAGAUUUGGAUCUCUCCAGCAAGCUUUGGUUGGUUUGACGAGCGUUUUUGCCGGCGCUGGCGAAAUAAUCGCGGGGACACUUGUUGGACUAUUAGGAAAGUGGAUGCACUACAACGGAAAGGAUGGUAUAUUGGUUAUCGGAAUGCUAGUCCAUAUUGUGAUGGCUUAUAUGACUUUUCUCAAUACACCUAUGAUUGCCUCUACGACAGUGACGUCAGAUAAGGCUUUUGUCGGACCAAACGCGUACAUUGCCAUGUUGAUCUCAUUUAUGCUUGGAUUAGGAGAUGGAAUCUUUAAUGGCCAGAUCAUUGGAUACCUUGGCAGCGCUUACCGGCAUGAUUGCGUUUCUGUAUUUGCGGUUUGCAAUUUUUGGGCGGCUAUCGGAAGCACUGUUGCAUUUUUAUAUGCGGCGCUUUUACUACCAUAUCAAUUGCUGAUCCUCAUCCUGGUGGCCAUUGCUGGAACAACUGGAUUCUGCAUAGUUGAAUGGAAAAAUUUUAGAAAGCCCUUGCCCUUGGCAUAGCGCUCAGUGAUAUAUCUUUUUAUAGAUCUAAAAGCCAAUACGGUUUCCUAAUACUCGACAACUCUAAGCCACGGAUUUUAUAUUGUUUACUCGAAUGAUUUACAUUUUUGCGAAGAUGCUAUCAGUGCUGAGUAGCACGAUAUCUCGUGAAAUAUAGAUACUCUUUGUUAAAAGUGGAAGCGGUGAUGAUUUUUCUUGACCGAGGGGGCCAAACCGAAUCUGGAAUUUGUUGACUGUUAUCAAGGGCAAUGCUGUCGCUGGUUUAAUUUAACGAUUGUAUCGCUUGGAAGAAAAAAGUUUUUUUUAA
Paramacrobiotus metropolitanus is the source of this 1971-nucleotide messenger RNA. RefSeq names its product UNC93-like protein MFSD11. The transcript is spliced from 13 exons. Lineage: Eukaryota; Metazoa; Tardigrada; Eutardigrada; Parachela; Macrobiotidae. The record is from RefSeq and is a predicted model, not a curated record. The coding region runs from base 174 to 1664 and encodes 496 amino acids.